Molecule: messenger RNA, 2775 nt
Organism: Corylus avellana
Lineage: Eukaryota; Viridiplantae; Streptophyta; Magnoliopsida; Fagales; Betulaceae
Product: transmembrane protein, putative (DUF288)
Source: RefSeq, a predicted model, not a curated record
GACACAUACGAAGAAACAAAGGAAAGAAAGGGAGAGAAGAACCUGAAAAUAAAUGUCGUACAGAGUAGUAAGUGUGCUAGAGAGAGAGAUUUCAGAGUAACAGAGAGAGAGAGAGAGAGUUGAGCUCUGUUUGGGAGUCAAGCUUAGUAGUAGAAGUAGCAGCAGUAUCAGAUUUGGGAGUUCAAUGUUGGUCCAAGAACGUUCAACGCCGAAAUCUCCAAAAGCCCAGAAGGGCCAGAACAGAACCCUACCCACACUCCACCCCAACCGCUUCUCGGAGGCCAAGAGCCUCGAUUUCUCCACAUGGGUGUCCGAGAAUCUCUACAAGAUCAUCACCGUCCUGCUUCUCGUAGCCACCGUCGCCGCCCUCUUCUUCCUCCGCAAUGUCGGCGACACGGCAGCCCUCCUCUGCUUCGAAACCCAGUCCAAGAACCUCGAGAAGAUCGAAUUACCACAAGUCAACUGGAACUCGAUCGCGACCAUCACCGACAAGUCCUCGCCCUACGCCAAUUUCAGAACUGAGCGGUGGAUCGUUGUCUCGGUGUCCGAUUAUCCCACCGAUUCGCUCCGCAACCUGGUCAAGAUCAGGGGCUGGCAAGUCCUCGCUAUCGGGAACUCCAGAACGCCGUCGGAUUGGAGCCUAAAAGGUGCGAUUUUCUUGUCUUUGGAACAGCAAGCUAGUUUAGGCUUUCGUGUUGUGGAUUUUCUUCCUUAUGAUUCUUAUGUUAGGAAGACUGUUGGGUAUUUGUUCGCGAUCCAACACGGCGCGAAGAAGAUCUUCGACGCUGAUGAUCGCGGGGAUGUGAUUAGUGGGGAUUUGGGUAAGCAUUUUGAUGUAGACUUGUUUGGGGAGGGUGCUAGGCAAGAGACUAUAUUGCAGUAUACUCAUGAGAACCCCAAUAGGACUGUCGUGAACCCGUAUAUCCAUUUCGGGCAGCGAUCGGUUUGGCCUAGGGGGUUGCCACUGGAGAAUGUGGGCGAAGUUGGGCAUGAGGAGUAUUACACUGAAGUGUUUGGUGGAAGGCAGUUUAUUCAACAGGGAAUUUCCAACGGGCUACCUGACGUUGAUUCUGUGUUUUAUUUUACGAGGAAAUCGGGUUUGGAAGCGUUUGAUAUUAGGUUCGACGAGCGCGCCCCGAAGGUGGCCCUGCCGCAAGGAGUAAUGGUGCCGGUUAAUUCUUUCAAUACAAUUUACCACUCUCCGGCAUUUUGGGGUUUGAUGCUUCCUGUUUCCAUUAGUACAAUGGCUUCUGAUGUAUUGAGAGGAUACUGGGGACAAAGGAUUUUGUGGGAAGUUGGUGGUUAUGUUGCAGUUUACCCCCCUACGGUUCAUCGAUAUGAUAGGAUUGAGGCAUACCCAUUUUCAGAAGAGAAGGAUCUUCACGUGAAUGUAGGUCGUUUAGUCAAGUUCUUGGUUUCAUGGAAGUCUAGUAAGCAUAGAUUGUUUGAAAAGAUUUUGGAAUUAAGUUUUGUAAUGGCAGAGGAGGGGUUUUGGACUGAUAAGGAUGUGAAGUUUACUGCUGCUUGGCUUCAGGACUUGAUUGCAGUUGGUUACCAGCAGCCAAGGCUGAUGUCAUUGGAAUUGGAUAGGCCACGAGCAAGUAUUGGUCAUGGGGAUAGGAAAGAUUUUAUCCCACAAAAGUUGCCAUCUGUUCAUCUUGGGGUUGAGGAGACAGGGACAGUGAAUUACGAGAUUGCAAAUUUGAUUCAUUGGAGGAAGAAUUUUGGGAAUAUUGUGCUUAUUAUGUUUUGCAGUGGGCCUGUGGAACGUACUGCUCUUGAAUGGAGAUUACUCUAUGGGCGAAUAUUCAAGACGGUGGUUAUUUUGUCAGGGCAGAAGAACCCAGAUCUUGCUGUUGAGGAGGUCCAAUUGGAGCAAGUAUACAAGAACUUGCCUAAGAUUUUUGAUAGAUAUGCUAGUGCAGAAGGAUUUUUAUUCCUUCAGGAUGAUACCAUUCUCAAUUACUGGAAUCUGCUACAAGCAGACAGUAAUAAACUGUGGAUCACGGAUAAGGUCUCCAACUCUUGGACUACCGUGUCAACCAGCAAAAACUCAGAUUGGUUUUCAAAACAAGCAGAGAUGGUACAGAAGGUAGUUAGCACGAUGCCAGCUCACUUCCAGGUCAGUUAUAAGGAAAGUGUAACAAGUGAACAGAGCAUCACAGUAUGCAGUUCUGAGGUAUUCUACGUUCCCCGGCGCUUUGUUGUUGACUUUGUCGAACUUGUGAAUCUAGUGGGCCCUCUAGAAAUGCAUCAAAAGGUUGCAAUACCCAUGUUCUUCAUAUCAAUGGAUUCACCGCAGAAUUUUGAUCCGGUGCUUAGUACAAUGAUCUAUGAGCAAAAACCACCCACAAAUAAUUCAACCCUUUAUUCAGCUCAAGUACCUGCUGUUCACCCAUUGAAUGUGUCAAGCGAACAAGAUUUUAUAAAGCUGAUCAGAAUAAUGGCAGAAGGUGACCCUCUCCUACUUGAGUUAGUCUGAAGGUAAUCUGACACCUGAAACAACGUCAAGAGAGAGGAAGCAAGGAACAUGUACCACUUUUGUUAACUGUUACACCAAACUGUAUCUGUAUUUUUUUUUGUCUUGUAUUUUUUAUUGAGGGGGAGGGAAUUUCUAUCCUUUUUUUUUUUUUUUUUUCAUAUUUGUAGAUUUACCUUGUCUGAUUCAUUACUGAUUGGAGAUUCACUCCACAGAAAAAAAUGUAAUCUGUUCUUUUUGCUCGUGAAUAUAUGAAAAGAAAAAUGUAUUUAACAUUGACAAUCAAAGUUUUUUGA